UCCUCUCGAGAGCUCAGCGCCGUAGUUGUUGUUGUGGUAUGUAAUAAUGGCGGCAUCAGGAGGCGGAUUACCAGCCUCGGUUGCUGUAGCGGGCAUAAACACCUCCGCUUCCGUUCGCUGUCGUUUCCCGGGUCGACCAUGGAUGUCUCGGAGCCUGGUAAAGACGGAGAAACGUUCUCAUGUCGGUCGGGAGAGGGGUGAAGAUAGGAAAGGGCCAAGGCCUGUCGACGUUGAAGCUACGCUCAGAGAGGAUCCGUCACUGUCUCGGCUGCUUUUGCUGGCGGAAAAGCACAAGCGGCAGAGCGAGGCGGGAUUCUGUACGAGCGGGAGCGAUGAGGAUGGAGACUUUACUGGCUUUAAAGUGGACAACCGAUGGUCCUCACAUUCUGGCAAAGGUUCAUCAAGCAGUACCCUUAAACCGGGAUCCUCACAGGUGAAGCCUGUUCAAGCGCCAGCAGAAGUAAAAGCUCCAGAAAAAUCAUCUGACAAACCCAUGAGGAAUAACAGAAAUGUUUCCAAAACUGACCAAACAUUCACAAGGCCCAAAAUGGUUAUAAAAAUUACAGCAAAAAAGUUGACCAAGAAAGAAACGGAGCAACAUUUAAGUCAAGGCAGCUCAAGGAAGUCAAACGGCAGAAUACUUAGGAGCCAGCAGGAUGCAAAAUCUGUGUCCUCACAUGCAGCAGAUAAUAAAAGUGCAGCGACGGAAGAGGAGAACAUUACUGGAACAUUACAAAGUCAAAGCUCUGGUGAAACAGAAAGACGGAGAAGGCGGGGAAGGCGGGGCAAGGUAGUGUGGACUACAGCAUUGGUAAAAAGAAAAAAGAGAGCUUCUCGACUUCGAUCCAACAAAGACCAAAGCUCUCCGGCAGAAAAUGCGGAGACACUUGAAGUUAACCACAGGAGGAGGAGAAAGGAGAUUGGUGCUAGUGGACAAGAAGGUACUGUAUCCCCAAAACAAGUGAAAAAAAAGAAGAGGAUCCCAAAGGGUGCCUCUCUAGAAUCACGUAGUAUACAGCAACAAAAAAUACAUGACAGUCUAGGACAGGACAGCAUGCAUAGAAAGAGACGGCGACUUGGCCACAAAAACUCGGACUCUAUAUGCCAUACAUUGCAACCGGUAGAGGAACAGAAACAGCCAAUUGGAGAGAUUGAGAAAUCCACUUCGGCAGGCCAGACAGAACUAAUAAAUGUCUCCGCCAAACCAGUUGUUACUGCUCGUUCUUCUCGGGUCAUCAGGCUUCCAAAAAGGUUCAUGGAUGAUGAAAGCAUGUCUGCCCUCCCAGAAAGAGGAUCCCCAAAGAAGACAGCGCUGUCUGAAAUCCCGAUGGAAACUGGCAAACUAAAUAUAGAGAUUUCCCAAUCCCAUGAUUUUGCAGUCAAGCAGAAGACUUUGGAAGAGCCGCAGAUCUUGAAGAAUGCUGAGAUGAGUAUUUUGAAAGAGUUGAAAUCUCAGCGAGGCAGACCUGUUUUGAGUUCCGCGAGGGUCGCUGGUGGUCCUCGUGGGAGGGGUGGGAGAAUUAGCCAAUCCAACGACUACAAGAUAUACUGGAAGUUAAAGAAGCUCAACGCAAGCCUGGCUCGACGAAAGAUGCAGCGCAUCGCCAGUGCUAGUAACAGACUAGACGGUAAAGAUGCUGUGAAGAUGGAGACCCACGAUACGGAAGAAACUGUGGAAUCAGGAAGGAGAAAAAUUCAGGACGUGUGUUCUCCAGGGUUGGUGCCAAAAGUAGUCAUACGUAUUGGAGUACGUUCUGAUCAGUCUCCGCUUUCAUAUUUGGCCGAGGGGUGUGACCCAGCUAAAGAGAAUGUUGAGGCUGGCAACCUUGAAGGCACCAAUGAACAGAUGGAAGCUAGUGGACAUAACACCCAGAUGAUGGUGGGGCCCAGUGGUACCACCCACAGAAUUAAUCUUUCGGGUGCCAAUAAGAGGAUGUUCCACCUGCUGAAGAGAGCCAAAGUCCAACUGAUUAAAAUCGACCAGCAGAAACAGCUGAAAUCUAAUCAGCUUCUGUCCAGCUCUGCCAGAGUAAGAGAAGGAUUGGUAGCAGGCAGGGGGAGAGGCAGGGGCAGGGGGAGAGGCAGGGGCAGGGGGAGAGGCAGGGGCAGAAGGAAGCACAUAGUCACGGACGACGCAGAAGAGGCUCUACAGGAGAAUUUGAUCGGUGGUCCUCGUAUAAAGCAUGUAUGUCGCGCAGCGGCGGUGGCACUGGGUCAGCCCCGUGCCAUGGUUCCAGAUGACAUUCCCAGACUUAGCGCUCUUCCACUGCAUGAGAGAGAGGGGAUCACCUCCUCACCUGCUGAAGAGGAUGUUGCAUCUCACUCAGAACCUGAGAGUGAAGAAUCUGUUGAUCAGAAGCCAUCGUUUAGGCGUAAAUACGAAAGCAUGGGUUUUAGCAGGCGAUUAACUCGCUGCUUCCACUGCAAGGGCUGCACUCAACUGGAGGACUGUGGGAAGUGUGUCUUCUGUCUGGACAAGCCCAAAUUCGGAGGACCCAACAAGAAACGGCAGAGCUGUGUGUUGAAGAAGUGCACACGGAUCGAGAAGAACAAAACGAGGCGAUUUAACAAAGUCCAGAUGAGGCGACAUCGGCCAGCAGUGACCACUGGCACAUACAGCAGCGACGAAGAAAACGAGAAGGAGGGUGGAGAUGAAGGACAGACAUUUAGCCCAACCAGGAGGCAGCCCAGACGACAGGUCACGCCAAUGUCCUACAGAAAACUGCUGGACUAUUACUCCUCUGACACAGAGAGUGUCAGUUCUGAAAAGACAAAGACCAGCGUGACCCAAAAGACUCCAUCCAGUGAAGUGGCUGCCCCUGUAGCUGCCCCUGUAACUGCCCCAGAAGAAACCGCAAAACAGAGAAAGCAGGGAGUUUACAGGGCUUUCUGGGCCCAAAGCAAAACGGAUAAGAGUUCAGCGGAACAAGUGUCAUCCAGUGUUUUGACUCCACUGGCAAACGGCUUCACCCAAAGAGGCGUGAAGUGUCUACAGAGGACGACCAACAAGAUUCGUGUGGACUUCAAGGAAGAUUGUAACAUCCAGAAUGUGUGGUUGAUGGGUGGAUUGAGUAUUCUCACUUCAGUUCCCAUUAUGCCUCAGUCUGUGUGUCUGCUCUGUGCCAGCAAGGGCCAACACGAUAUGAUUUACUGUCAGAUGUGUUGCGAGCCUUUUCACCAUUUCUGUCUGCCUCCGGAUGAUCGGCCGAAGGUGGAGAACAAAGAGAACUGGUGCUGCAGACGCUGCAAGUUCUGCCACGUUUGUGGCCGCAAGAGCAGGCAGGCAAAGCCAGUUUUGCAGUGUAAGAAAUGCAUGAACUGCUACCACCCAGCCUGCUUAGGACCCACCUAUCCCAAACCUGCUAAAAUGAACAUGUCGUGGAUUUGCAUGCUGUGCAUUCGGUGUAAGAGCUGUGGUGUGACGCCAGGGAAAUCCUCAGAUACGCCCUGGAACUACGAACUGGACCUUUGCCCCGACUGUACCAAACUCCACAGUAAAGGUAACUUCUGCACUGUGUGUCUGAAGUGCUAUGAAGAGUUUGACAGCAGCAUGAUGCAGUGUGCCAGGUGUGCCCACUGGGUCCAUCCCAGGUGUGAGGGGCUCACAGACGAUCUCUACGAGAUCUUGAGUCGUCUACGGGGUAAGAGUCUGGUGUUCUCCUGCGCCGCCUGCAGUAAGACAUUCCGCAGUGGUUGGCAGGAAGUGGUUCAGGAAGCUUUGAAGAACGGCCUGCAGAAGAUCAUGAAUGGGUUGAGGAACUGUACGUCCACCCACCUCCUCUUUGUUUGUUCGCAGUGCAAGGCUUGUCCGGAUUUGGUGAUUGUAAAGGAACAGUCUGUCUGUUGUCUGCAUGUUGUGGAGCAGAAGUUAAAGAAGGACCUGUACGCCUCUCUGAAAGCGUUUCAUGAGGAUGUGGUGACAGUCAUAGCGGAUAGACUAAAAAAAGAGGAAUCUUAUCCAGAGGAUCUCAAGCUUACCAGCCAAGCCAAGAUGAACUAUAUAAAGGUAGUACAACAAGUAUUUAGCUGGUUCAGGUGUCAGGACCCUAAAACGUGGAAUAUGCAAGAAUUACCAAGUGGUAUGCUCCCUGAGGCAGUACUUCCCCCAAGUGAUGAACACAGUUAUGCACAAUGGCUCAAAAACCAGGACCGCACCAUUAAAAGACCCGAGGUGGCCCAAGAAACGCCCACAUCAAAAUCACAUGAUCUACAGAACACAAACCCUCCAUCAUUUGUGGACGAAAGGCAGUGCUCUCUCUGCCCGCAGCUUGGAGAUGCCAAACCAAAUGAUGCUGGUAGGCUGCUGUAUAUUGGACAGAAUGAAUGGGCUCACGUGAAUUGCUGCGUGUGGUCGGCUGAGGUGCGGGAUGUCAAAGGGGCAUUGCUGCAUGUUCACAGUGCCGUCACCAGGGGCCGUUUCAUGCGCUGUGAGCGAUGUGGCCAGAAUGGGGCAACAGUGGGAUGCUGUCUUAGCUCGUGUCAGAGUAACUACCACUUCAUGUGUGCUCGUGCCAGCAACUGUGUCUUCCAGACCGACAAGAACGUCUACUGUUACAAACACAGUGACCUCAUCAGUAACAAGAUCGAGCAAGGCAAUAGCUUUGAAGUUCUCAGGAGGGUGUAUGUGGAUUUUGAUGGAAUCAAUCUUCGGAGGAAGUUUUUAACAGGCUUGGACCCAGAAUCGAUAAAUGUGAUGAUUGGAUCUCUACACGUUCAGAAACUUGGUGUUCUGACAGAGCUGUCUGCAAAUUCAGGAAAAUUGUAUCCAGUUGGUUACCAAUGUUCUAGAUGGUAUUGGAGCACCGUCGACCCUCGAAGGCGAUGCCGAUACACUUGUAAAAUCACAGAGAUGCAUCCAUCGUCACGGUGCAUAGCUCCUAACUGCACGCUGGAUCAAGGAGAAAAUCAUACUAUUGUGCACACCCCAAAAGCACACAGUGAUGAGAACGCCACAGACAGUGAGCAUUGUUCACCUGGGCUGUCCCCCACAACCCCCUCCAAGACCAAACAAGACUUAGGGGGAGGAGCUAAGACGUCACAUAGCAGGAGACCAGCAGGAGGAAUGUUCAGACCUUUGCCUUCUCCAGGAAAUGCCAUUUCCACAUCCCAUCAUAUUUUGACCAUCAGUGACCUCGACGAGACACGACGGUCAACGAGGAGGCACUCCACACGCAGUCGAAAUGCCUCUCCUCCCCCUGUGGUCCUGCCCGGCCCGAUGACUCUGCGAUCAGGGGGCGCACUUCACCCUCGGUCACUGUCGUUUAGCCCCCCCGCCUCACCUGUUGGUGCAACCGAGAACCUCAUUAGCGCCACCUCACCUCGACGAAGAGGGAGGCCUCCCUCAUCUCCCUCUAACUCCACCUCAGGGCCCUCACCGCCACGAGCAGCUCUCCGAAGUCUCUCCGCACGGUCUGCCUGCCUCUCUCCACGACAUUUUAAAAUCUCACCACCUGAAAAUGCAGGAGCAGCCGGUGUGCCAAGCCGCAGAAUCUCCGUGAUGGGUGCCACAUCAUCAUCUGAAGAACUGAUUUCAGACGCAGAUGUUGCUGUGGCUUCUGUGCUGAAUGCGAAACUAGAAUUUGAUGAGGCUUUGCUUAAUGAGAAUGUGGCUCUGCACUGUGACACACAAGGUGGUGAGAACGAUGCUGAAGAUGCUUCCAAAUACAGCGCAGACGUGAAGGGCACGUCCUGUCCUGCGACUGCAGAGGGGCAGAUGGGUGUAGACUCGGUCGACGAGGAUGCUGACCAUUACCUAAACUUCUCUCGCACGGUAGUGGUCCGCGAGGCCGCCAAAGACUCUUCACAAGUAGGACAUAAUGUCCAUCCUAACUCAGGGUCCAUCUCACAGCUGGACGGAGCUGAUAAUGAUUCGGAGAGCGACACAAGCGAAGCCAACGCAGAGGGCGAUACUCAGGAAGUAGGGAAUAGUUUUCGUAGUCAGGAUUCUGAGCCAUUGAAGCGUCCAAACAAGGACAGAUCCCUUGGCAACGGGCAGCUAGUUUGCACAAUAUCAUCUGUUGAGAAUCAACGCCCUGGAGCAUCUGGAACCGGACGGCUAGAAGAUCAAGAAUUGUCUUUGGCACAUCUUGUUACAACUGGAGAGGGAGUCUUGUUGGAUAGUGAAUCGACAGAGGACUCAAAAGAGGCGUUUCUCGAUGACACCAGUGGAAAUUUUAUAUCAGCUGAUGGCAGAAUUUUGGACGUGAAGGAAAAUUCUGCUGGUCCUGGAGAAGUGUGCUAUUCCCCUUCCGUGAACAAGAACAAGGUUUUAAAUAAAGCUUCUCCGCCGGCUAUUCCAACCAGUAGCGCUCGAAAUAUUGUGAUCGUCAAGCCGACCACAACUGUGCAAAGACGUUACGUUACCGUACAACCCAGAACUCAACUAUUAAAAGCUAUUAAGAUGGACGUGCUUCCUAAUUCUGUGCCUGUCAGUGUUGUCUCAACGUCUCCUCCAGUGUCUGUUACUCCACUUGCCUCGGUAAUAAAUGGCUUUGGACAAGCCCCAAAGGAAACCGCAAAGAGUCGUACCAUCGCCAUACGCAUCGCGAUGCCGAAACCGGUAACGGAACAGUCUCCGCCGCAGUGUUUACCGGGUACACCCACCUCACCUCAGGUCCUGCUGGUGAACCGUGCUGGACAGAUUCUGGUGAAAAACCCGCAGACCAACACGUACCAAAUACACAGCGCCAAUUCCCCCUCGUAUGCCCACAUCAGCCAGAUCGCCAGGAUAAUCCACAGCGGUAAUAUAAUCCAGCGACCCGUUCCUAAGGUUACAGUCAUACCCGUGCCUCAGGACAGUCUCGCCAAAAGCGCACCGGCACGUAUCAUAUCGUACAGCAGCGGUAAUGGAGCUGCUCAAGCAACCCAAGUGUUGAUCCGCAGCUUACCUCAACAUUACAUCGGAAGCCAGUUGCAAAGUAUCAGUCAGCCGAUAGAGAUGACGGACAGGGUAAUGUCUAGAAACACACGGGAGGGUGGGGAGAAGGAAAUGGCCCAGGCGAUAAUAGACAAGGCGAUGGCAAGUCAUCGAGAAGCGGCAAGUCUUCUGAAUCCUUCUCAGUUCCAAGUGUCUCCCUACCUCAAUGAACAUCUUUCGCCGGAGUCAAGUCAACUGUCUCCGUUUCGUCUGCGGAGUCCGCCGAACAUCUUGGCUAACUCUAGACCUCAGGUCAAGGUUAAGAGAGUGUCAUCGGUGACCGAUCGAAUUGGUGUGAAGAAAUGCAGGACUGACUUUAUAGACCACAUGACCCCUAGUUCGCAAGAAGACUUAAACAGAUCAAACAGGGUUCGAAUGAAGACGCCAAGUGUUAAGGAUGUCCUCGACUUUGACAACCCAGACACUGGAUCUCCCAGACAGCCGCCACAUGAACAAUCCAAGCUGGUUGAACCAGAGAGGAAGACUCCAGAUGAAGUAAAGCCCACCUUACCACAGGCAAGAGAAACAAAAGACGAUGGCAAAGCUCAACUGAUGAGCUCCAGACAGCGUGACGCUUCUGACUGGGCUCCCUAUGCAGGUUGGAGUUCAGAUGAGGAUUCUCCAUCACCUGGCAAACAGGACAAAUAUGUCAAUCAAUAUCAGCCUCAACUGCGCUUUCAGAUAACGAGUGAUGAUGGUUUCUACAUAGAAGCGGACAGCAUUGAUGUGGCAUGGAAGGCAGUGAUUGAUGGUGUUCAGGAGGCACGAACAGGCUGUCGGCUGGAGCAGCUGCCGGUUACGAGGGUGAGCGGCGCCAGGGUUCUUGGCAUCCUUCACGAUGCCGUUCUCUUCCUGUUGGAGCAGCUGCAGGGUGCCGCCCUCUGCAACCAACACCGCUUCCGUUUCCACCAGCACGACAACAUCGAAGAGGAGCUGCCCAUUAACCCCAGUGGAUGUGCCCGCGCUGAGAUCUACGAACGAAAAUCUACUUUUGAUAUGUUCAAUUUCUUGGCGUCGCAGCAUCGCAAGCUUCCCGAGUCUAGGCCGUGUGAUGAUGAAGAGGACGAUAUCAUGCUCAAAUCAAGCAGACGGGGUGCAAGUACAGAGUUACCCGUGGCGAUGAGGUUCCGACACUUGGAGAGAACCUCUAAAGAAGCUGUAGGAGUUUACAGAUCACCUAUUCACGGUCGUGGGCUCUUCUGCAAGAGGAACAUUGAGGCUGGAGAGAUGUUGAUCGAGUAUGCGGGUAAUGUCAUCCGCUCGGUUCUCACGGACAAAAGAGAGAAAUACUACGAUAGUAAGGGUAUCGGCUGUUACAUGUUUCGCAUUGACGAUUUUGAUGUGGUGGAUGCCACCAUGCACGGGAACGCCGCGCGAUUCAUCAACCACUCCUGCGACCCUAACUGCUACUCAAGGGUCAUCAACGUGGAGGGCCAGAAGCACAUCGUAAUCUUCGCCCUGCGCAAGAUUUACCGCGGAGAGGAGCUCACCUACGACUACAAGUUCCCCAUUGAAGAUGCCAGCAGCAAACUGCACUGUAACUGUGGUGCCCGCCGCUGCAGACGCUUUCUUAACUAGAGUCGACUACUGUUUCCACCAUCUAGGUGAAGUUCUGGGAGGGAUGACUCCUAGUUUUUGAAGGAGGGGACCCAUGUGAUAAGUGCUAGAGAUCAGUGUAUUCUGAAGGAACGUAAGGGAAAAAUUAAGAAAAGUGUUUUUGUUCUGCAGAUGGUGUGUAGCGACUUAAGACCACCAGCAUGGCAUGAGUGGUUACCUCGUAUGAGCUGUUUUUAUUUCCUUGAUCAUUUAAACCAUGCUAUUUUAACAUCCGCCUAUGUCCAGUGCUUUAUUCCCAAAUGCAUAUUGCUUCUGGUGGAGAAUUGUGUCCUCAGAACUGCUCACGCUGUUGAGUACCCUUUGUCUUUUGUCUUUAUUCAGCAUGCCUUUCAAUCCUCGCUGGUUAUGCAGUAUAUCUGCAGAAUGGUUUAAAUGAGCUGAGUGAUAUUGUACAGUAGUUUUUAUAGUGGAAGAUACCCUGAAGUUUAUAAAAGGGUGCGAUUAUUUUUGCUACUGAUUCAGAGGAGCUCCAGAGAUGGGUCGUCCUCGACAGCACCUUAAUAAUCUUUGCUCUGUUUCCCAAGAAUUAGCACUGUAUAUAUGAACCAAGGCGUAUGUUUUCGAUAAACAGCUUUUCCACAUGAAAUGGUUUUGUUAACUGUAUAUUUCUCUGUGUGGCUUUUAUAUGAGUGCAAGUGAAUGCAUCACUUACAACCACCUUUUUAGCAGAACAGACCGACGAGAUUAAAUUCCCUUGACUGUGUUUUAAUUUAAGUUAAAUGUUUGCUUCGAACGCUUAUGAAAAUAACAGCACACCAUUUGUAGUAUUGAAAUUUCGCUUCUUUAUGCAUAGAUGUCUGAUACCUUGGAUGUGAGUAGUACGUACCCCAAUUCCCAGAAUCCGUUGUUUUUAUGUUUUUAUAUAUUAAGGCCAGUCUUUUGAAGGUGUUUGUUGUAAUGUCUUGCAUACUUGGAUCACUUGUGCGAUCCCCAUCUUGGAUUAACUUUGAAUCAGAAUAACAUAGUGCACAAGUAUUAAUGGACAUCUGCUAAAACAUACAUAUGUGGGUGUGGCCUACCGUUGUCUGUUUUUGGGUUGACUACCUCAGUAGCUCAGUACACCAGUGACCGCUAGUGAAGUACAAACAAUAGCAAGUAUGCUGGGAUAAUCCCACACUAGCUUUGAUUUUAUGCAACGCGAGUGUACGUCUGUUUGUUAGGUUUUUUUGUUUAUCCUGGAAAUUCCCAGAUCCCUUUUUCCUUGUGCUUUUGUACAGAAUUGUGGUUUAUAAUUAUAAAUGAAGACUGAGGCUUGAAUCCGUCACUUCUCUUGAGGGAGCAGAGUUCAUCCUGCUCAGUCUUUGUAUAUAGUUGUAUACAAGAAUUUCUAAAUCUGUAAAAUUUUCUACGCACUUUUUUAUUUAUGAUGUUAUAUACGUAAUAAAGAUUUAAAAAUGUCUGAAUUAAUUGCCGUCUUGAAUGUUUUAUAUUGUGCAUCUCACUUUGUUGGUAGAAAUAUAUUUACUCACGAUGGUCAAAAAAUACAAUUUGAGCUAUUUUAUGUGAACAUACUAUUAUUUUAAAACCUUAGACAUGUACUGUUUUUAUACACAUCGGCUGAGGAAGUUUAUUGCAAAAUGGAAUUAUCAGCAGGAACAUACAGACUACACGUUUUAAUAUUUACUCUGAUUUACCCGCUACCAAAUUGACUUUACUGUGGACUUGUACUGUUCUCAAAUAGUGCUAUCAGUUAACUGUGUAUUUUACAAUGUAAAUAAGAGUCAGACUUGACUACACCGUAUUAAAAAGAGUCAGACUGUGAGCGAGACCGCACCUCCCACAGUCCUAACAGAUCUGAGUAUUAGCAAAAAGGUAAGCGUUUGUGGGACAAUUGUUUUGUGUUAU
Triplophysa rosa is the source of this 10378-nucleotide messenger RNA. It is a transcript of the gene kmt2ba, whose product is annotated as lysine (K)-specific methyltransferase 2Ba. Gene Ontology annotation, cellular component: nucleus; histone methyltransferase complex. The record is from RefSeq and is a predicted model, not a curated record. Bases 47 to 8494 code for a protein of 2815 amino acids. The transcript is spliced from 37 exons. Gene Ontology annotation, molecular function: histone H3K4 methyltransferase activity; DNA binding; protein binding. Gene Ontology annotation, biological process: positive regulation of DNA-templated transcription. Lineage: Eukaryota; Metazoa; Chordata; Actinopteri; Cypriniformes; Nemacheilidae.